Molecule: messenger RNA, 519 nt
Organism: Chara braunii
Lineage: Eukaryota; Viridiplantae; Streptophyta; Charophyceae; Charales; Characeae
Source: the annotation of a GenBank genome assembly
CCCACAACGCAAUGCAGUGCCACCUCAGCCAAAACGCCACAUCAGCAUGCUCUCAUCAUCAUCUCCAUCCACCUUCGCCACAGCUCCCACGCUGUCUCCACAGCCUUCCAGCGGCUCACCCCUCAACCCGGGUGUCGCUUUCACAAGCCAGCGCCAGUGUAUCCUCACUGCACAGAAGCAUCGUCAGCGCACCAAGUAACAAUGUCACCGGCGACAGGAGGAGGAGGAGGAGGAGGAGGAGAAAGGGUGUCGCUGGAGGAGGAGGAGGAAGACGAGGAGGAAAGGGCCCAGGCCAAGGAGGAGGAGGAGGAGGCAGAGGAGGAAGAAGAGGAGGAGGAGGAGGAGGAGAGUAGGAGGGAGGAAGCAGAGGAGGAAGAGGAGGAGAGUAGGAGGGAGGAGGAGGAGAGUGAGAGGGAGGAAGGAGGAGGAGGAGGAGGAGGAGGAGGAGGAGGAGAGUAGGAGGGAGGACAUUAUAUUGGAUACUUAAUGUGGUUUUCGCAAUAAACUCCCAUAUUUGAA